Messenger RNA from Frieseomelitta varia, 1152 nucleotides. RefSeq lists its product as uncharacterized. Bases 491 to 712 code for a protein of 73 amino acids. The transcript has 3 exons. The record is from RefSeq and is a predicted model, not a curated record. NCBI's taxonomy places the organism in Eukaryota, Metazoa, Arthropoda, Insecta, Hymenoptera, Apidae.
CCCGCUGCAUAUAGGACGCAAAGGAAAUGUAAACGCAUGCGCGCAAUUAUCUGUACUCAGCAGUAUUCAGUAGUACCUCGAGCGUGGUGCUGGUCAUUUUGUAAAAUUUGUCGUUUAAUCUGAGGAGUUUCCACGUGAACGCCUAUCGACCGUUCGUUCACCGUGUCGUUCGCUAAUAAUAUCCGCAAGUGUAUAUUUCAACAGUUCCGUCGUGAUCAACAACUGUGUUCCAAUCAGUGUCAAUUCGUGUCUUCUCUUCGAGAAAAUUUCUAGAUUUAUGGUGUUUUAAAUACGUACGUGCGCGUGUGUACGUCAGUACGAUAUAGAACAUGCAUAUAGUGUGUAAAUCAUAAAACGAUCAUGAGCUAGUGGAAUCAAUAGUAGAAAAGAAAUUGUGAUAUGCGAUAAUACCGACUGGGACGUGAAUUGUUUCCUUUCGACCGCGUGGAAUAUUCAAGACGCUGUCGCGUGUACUUGACGUUCACGAGUGAUGCUGGUUGUUUGGCAAGGAGCACGCCGUUGCCUGAGUUGCAGCGGGCAGCGCACUCAUCAAGGCUACCAACUGCGUCGUCAUCGUGGUUCACUCGGUGAUAAACUUGAUCGAUAUCAAAUCGGAACUCGGGACGAUGCGGCCUUGCUACUGGAGCUGAAACCGCCGCGCAUACUGCGUCAGACGGAAGGUCCGCAGCCGCAACCGAUCACCAAAAAGUAAGAACCAACAAAAAGAAAAACAACACAAAACCAAAAAAAAAAAAAAAAAAAAAUAGUAACCGUCUCGCGUCUCGUCCUUUCCACGUUGCUAGCGCAACUCGCAAACGAGUAUCAGGAAACGGAACGAUAGAAAGACCGACACAAAAAAAAAGCGAAUAUUAGAAAAAAAAGAGCUUUUUUAAGCGUGCGAGAGGGGGAGAGAGAGAGAGAGAGAGAGAGAGAAAGGGGGAAAGGAGGCGACAGAACGAAGCAUUAAAGGAGAAACGGAAGAACAAAGAAAAAGAAAAAAAAAACGAAUGCUUUCGAGUCGAAUCAGUGUACAGGAUGUUGAAACUACAUACGGUAUAUUCUAACUCGAAAGGGACAGUCGAGCGAAAAACUUGAGAAACUUUGUUCGAGUUAGCGUCGUCGCUCUGUUCCAAAUUCGGAGCAAGGCAAAAA